Messenger RNA from Somion occarium, 1189 nucleotides. Lineage: Eukaryota; Fungi; Basidiomycota; Agaricomycetes; Polyporales; Cerrenaceae. The record is from the annotation of a GenBank genome assembly.
ACGCCUUGCAGGGACUUCUUCAAUACGAGCGAACCGCCCACGGAUCGGCACGCAUAUCGAGUAGAACACAUAAAUUGAAGAGGGAAUGCAGACAAUAGCAUCUUCAAAUACCACUUUAGUACCCAUACAUGGCCCUUUCAGAUUCUCGAGUCUGGUUGAUUACAGGCAGCUCUCAGGGACUAGGCAAAGCCCUGCUCGACGCCGUUCUUGCUGCGGGCGAACGUGCAGUAGCAACGUUGCGAAAGCCGGGGCAGUUGGAAACCUUGAAGAACCAAUACCCUGCCUCGCAGCUCCUCGCCAUCCCACUGGACGUCACGAACCAGUCGCAAAUCAAAAAUGCAUUCGAAGAGACGAAGAAACAUUUUGGCCAACUGGAUGUCGUGGUAAACAAUGCCGGUUACGGACUCAGUAGUGAAAUCGAGACGACGCCAGAGGACGAAGCUAGGAGACAAGUCGAAGUGCUACUGUGGGGCCCUGUACAUAUUUGUCAACAGGCCAUCAGGUUCUUCAGGGAUGUGAAUCCAUCUGGGCAUGGAGGACAUAUCAUUAAUAUCACGUCGGUAGGAGGGUAUAACGGUCAUCCUGGAUCGGCCUUCUACCACACCGGAAAGUUUGCUCUUGAAGGCUUCACCGAAUCCCUCGCCCGCGAAAUGCUGCCAGAGUGGAACAUCAAAGCCACCAUCGUUGAACCAGGAGGGUUCCGCACUGAAUGGGCAGCGUCCUCACUCGUGGUUCUGCCUUCUCUUCCUGUCUACCAGCAAGAGCACGCUCCAUCCGAAGCCAUGAGACGUAUCCGCGACCCCAAACAUUUUAUCGGCGAUCCGACCAAAGCAGCCCAAGCGUUAUGGAAAAUUGCAGGUCGGAAGGACCUUCCGACGAGGAUCCAAUUAGGCACUGACUCCUUGUUGAUGGUAAGGUUGAAGGCAAAGAGAACUAUGGAGGAUACAUCGAAUCCGGAGUGGGAGGAACUUGCGCAUUCGACCAACUUUGACGGUGUGGAUAAGGAUAAUGUGUUGCAACGACUCGAGGCGGCAUGGAAGCGUUGAGUCUGUAGUGAAGAGUCUAGGAAUACCUGUGUAUAUGAACUGUUGUAUAGAACAAUGUAAGUAGGAAUACAGUGACGUAAUGGGGAAUAUAGUAGAAAUGUAUCCAAGAACAUGCUUGAGUCCAUGUCGGUCACUCAGUAGAG